Molecule: messenger RNA, 2925 nt
Organism: Chara braunii
Lineage: Eukaryota; Viridiplantae; Streptophyta; Charophyceae; Charales; Characeae
Source: the annotation of a GenBank genome assembly
GGCGGGAGAUUUCGAUGACAAAACUGGCGGGAACACACGAGGCCCAUUGGCGCCCCUGGAUCUGUUCGCUGGGGCGCCCGCGGAUCGCAAUCCCCCCGUGUCUUCGGCGGGCUGCUGCAGAAAACCACACACGCAUCCGUCGUCCGCCGGCUGCACACGUGGUCCGCCCCCCCAACUACUCGGCCGCACAUGCGGGAGCCUGCCAGUCGCUUUUGACGGGUUCGUUUUGGCGCGAAGAUCAGCGUGCCAUCGCCUUGACAUAAUCUUUUUGGCGCGCGGGUUAGGCGGGGUGGUGUGAGACAGAAGCAGCAGGCCUCGACCAGGACAGCUAUGGCGGACGACGAGUACCGCUCUCGCAUGCUGAAGGAGAUCGAGAUUGCUCUUGGCACUCCCUUGGGCCAUACUUCUCUUGCACCCAAACAGAAACCCAUUAUGUUGGUCAUCAGCGGGGCAAGCGGGGUUGGCAAGGAUGCCGUAAUCGAGCGUCUUUUGGAAGUUCGACGCGAUUUGCACUUUGUGGUGACUGCGACGACUCGGGCCAGGAGACCUAACGAAGUAGAUGGCAAAGAUUACAUUUUUGUUUCUAAAUCGGAGUUUGAGCGAAUGAUUCAUGAGAACGAGCUUCUUGAGCACGCCAUGGUCUACGGUGAGCACAAAGGCGUUCCAAAGAAGCAGCUUCGCGAGCCCAUGGCCAGAGGAAAGGAUGUGGUAAUGCGUGUGGAUGUGCAAGGUGCUGCCACCGUCCGAUCGAUUGUGGGCAAUGGCGCAGUAUUCAUCUUCCUCGUCGCAGAGAGUGAGGCCGCUCUGACCAAGCGACUGAUCGGGCGGAAAACGGAGACGCCAGAUAAACUUCUUGUCAGAGUGAAAACUGCGGCCGAGGAGCUUCGCAGAAUGAUCGAGUUUGAUUAUGUUGUUGUCAACGAGGAAGGACAUCUCGAAGAAACUGUCAGACGUAUCGGUGCUAUCAUCGACACGGAGAAAUCGAGGGUUCAUCCGAGAACCCCAAUGUUCUGAAGUGCUCCAGCCAUGGAGGAAGAGGAAGAGGAAGAGGCGAUCAGAUAAGCUGAAGGAGUGAGAAUGCCAGCUAUGGUGGACAAGGAGAGUUUGAGAGCGAAAGAAGACGACGACGACGUAUAUAUAUCUCGUGUGACACCUGUCGGGACAGAGACGCGGUGUGCCUUGGCUGUGGAAUGCAUCAUCUAUGCCAUAGCCAUUAUCAAUCUAUUGCGACUGCCGCCGUCUGUCCUGAAGGGUGUCCAACAUUUCCUCAUUGUACACAUCCCUAUCACCCAGAUAUAUGUUGUCCCUAUUGUGCCCAAGGACGCUAUCAGAACUGUAUGAUGCCGCACUGUGAUGAACGUCCUGCUGUGUUUUUGACAUGUGGACAACAUGUCCUCUGUCAGGACUGUUUUGAUGGGAUGGUUCGUGCUAGCCGUCCUGCAGAAUGCUGUGCUGGCGCAGCUCUCCUUGGGCAUCCUUGUGAACAUCCACAUCAUCCUUGCCGUAGCUGUCCUAUCUGCCGAGGUGGGGACAGGUAAAGAAAAAAAGAAGAAAAGAAAAAAAGAAGAAAAGAAAAAGAGAAAAAGAAAAAAAGAAAAAAAGAAAAAAAGAGAAAAAAAGAAAAAAAAGAUAAAGGACACGUUGAUCUGUGGGAUGUGUUAUUUGCUUUGUGAUAAUUGGAUUAUCUUUUCUUUCCCUAUCUUUCUUUCCCUGUCAGGUUUGGUUUCCUCCUUUUCUUUACCUCUUUGCCUUUUGGCUGCGUGCAAGUGGGUCCUUGUGACACACGGGGAUGGGGCCAGCCAGCGCUCAACCUGUCAUCCGCGUGGCUGGCCUUGUACGUAAGAGGUUAUGAACAGGUGGAGCUUUCCUUACCUCUUCCCCUUCCCCUUUUUUCCUUUCCCUUUUUUCUUUCCCCUUUUUUUUGCUUCUGCGCUCUGAUUCACAAUGUGACAAUAUAUAUCUAAUUAAUCAAUUCAAGGAGAGGAAUAAUUAAUUAAUUAAUUAAUUAAUUGAAAUUGCAGGAUUUUCUGUCGUAAACCACCGGUUCGGCCGAAGCUAAGUUGGCCUCUUACCACUGUAUGCUGUAAGAGUACGCCGCUUCGUCCUGCCCGAUCCAAGGGGGGUACAGAAGGGGGGCUUGUGCGAAAUCCCGAGUACCCAGACGUCGGCCAUUUUUUAUGCUGCUUGAACUUAGACUCGUCCAAUCUGGUGGUUUGCAUUCCUCAUUUUUUGGCCCUUCUUUUGGUGUUUUUCUUGCAAUUUGUCUGUGAUUUGUAUUGAAAAUUGAAUUGAAUUGUUGUGGCGGGGUUAUACCUAGGAGUGGUAGAGUUGCUCGGAGGAGUGGUGGAGCUACUCGGAGGAGUGGUGCGGCGGCCGUUGUUGGCAUUUUUUUUUUCAGUGUCGAAUCUGCCGAUGCUUAAGAUCCGUGAUAAGUUGUCGACUUCUCCCUCCCCCCCCCCCCCCCCCCCCCGUCCCCCUCUUAUAGGGUAGUUCCCCUUUCUUCUCUCUUUUCUAUAGCAUCAUGGAUAAGGAUAUAUUUGGGUCUGGGUUCCAGGUCAUUCCGUUUUAAAGGCUAGAAGCGGGAAAGACGUGAUUUUUUGACUGAUCGAGAGGGGUCUUUAUGGCCUCAAGCAGACUGUUGUCUUACAUUCUUUAGGCAUUCUCUUUCAAGGGAGUGCUUUUUUCAAAGAUGGCUUUUUCAUCAAACAAAGUCUCUUUUCACAGUCUGAUGUAUCUGAAGUGAAGUUCACAGCUGCUGCUGAUGUGGGCUUUGAUCUGGUUCUGUCAGAGUGUGAAGAUAUUGACUGUUGUUGACGAGAUAUUACCCAUCCGCGGGUCGAAGGGGAAGAGUACACAGAAUCAUGACGAGGGUUGGAAGGCUAUGCUGCAGACUUUGUGCUCUUGCCUGGCCUUGGCCUUGACCUU